UCGCAGCAAUGGAGGAUCUAUGGAAGAGGGCAAAAUCGUUCGCAGAAGAAGCGGGUAAGAAGUCUCAGACGAUAACACAAUCAUCCUCCGCGACCUUCGUCAAUCUCGUCACCGAGACUGCUAAGAAAUCCAAGGAACUCGCUCUCGAAGCUUCGAAGAAAGCUGAUCAAUUCAAUGCCGCCGAUUUCGUUGCUGAAACGGCUAAGAAAUCCAAAGAAUUCGCUGCUGAAGCUUCAAAGAAGGCGGAUCAGUUCAAAGUCGCCGCGCUGAAACAAGCUGAUCAGAUCCAGAACAUCAAAUCGAUCGCUGAUAUAAUCGGGACCGGGACCGGGUCAGGAUCCGGUUCAGAAGCGGAGCUUCUCGAAUUCGGUGUAACGGAUGAUUUGAGAGAGUUCGCUGAAGGCUUGACCUCUGCUACAUUCCAAGCUUUUCCUGAUCAAGAUCAAGGGGAUGAAGUUUCCGAUGUGAUAACAAAUGCUUCGAAUGUUCGAAAGGAUCUCUCGGAUUGGCAAGAGAGACAUGCCACUCUGGUUCUAACCUCUGUCAAGCAAAUCUCCAAGUUAAGAUACGAACUUUGCCCUCGUUUCAUGAAAGAAAGGAGGUUCUGGAGGAUUUAUUUCACACUAGUGAGCACUCAUGUUUCUCCGUAAGUCUUUACCAUCUCUUCUAUAAAUUUAUGAUUUUAUAGAAUAGCAUUAUUUUAUCUCUUCUAUAUAUUUAUUUGAUUCUUAUUCUUAAUCAGUUACCAUGUCUUAAUACACCGAUAGCAUUUCUUUGCUAAACUUUCUCCUAAUCAUAUUAUUGCUAAUAAAAAAACUAAUUGGAUUUUAGGAUUUGGUGUUAUUUUGUUAGAUGAUAGUGUAUGGUUGUAAAAGAAGAUUUUGUUGUUACUCUUACAAUCUCCAUCGCACUAUGUGAUAAGCAAGCAUAACUCUUAUUUCAUUCGUGUUUAAGUAGGAUUUGCAGGAAGAAAAAGUGCAAACAUAGAUAGAUACCAGCAUAUAGGCACAGAUCCAGGCCAAUCAUUCUCUUUACCAUUUCCAUCUGAGCUCAUGAGCCCUCGUUUGAUUCUUCAUCUUUUCUUUUCCUGUUUUAUCUUCACCAACUGCUACAAACUUCUUUCUCUUGUCCGAAUUCUCUGCCUUUUUCGUCUUUUCGUUGUCUACUUCCUUCUUCUUCUCUGUGAUCUCAAUCUUGGUAUCUCCUUCCAUCUUUAUAUUUAUGUUCACCUCCAAUACUCUCUUGCUCUUUCUCAUUGAAACAUCGAACAACUCCUCUCUUUCUCGUCUUUGUUCAUAAAGUCGACGCAGCUUGAGUGCGAGAUUGUAGAUCCCGUCCUUGAAUUCCCCUUCCAAAUUUCUUUCGAUUUCCAUUUCUAGCUCAUCGCGGAUCCUCUCUUCGUCUUUAGACAAUAAGAGUCUCCUCUCCGCCUACAAUAAUACUUAUAAACAAUGAGUAGCUGCUUUUCUUUCCAUGAUGAAGAUAUGAGAGGAAGUACAUGGAGGAACUUAAGACCAAAGGAGAGCAUGGAAAUGAAGAAGCUAAGAAGGCUCCAGCGACUGGAGAGACAGAAACAGUAGAAAAGAAUGUUGCAAUCCGUAGAACAUCUACUGCGUCUUCUGAGCAGGAUCUGGAUACAUUCCUGUUGGGUGAUCUAGAAGACAGUGAUGAAGCUCCAGAUGAUGGUGAUGGAAGCCUUGAGGAUGACUUUGACAAGAUUGGAAACUCAGAUGUUGAAGACGAGAAGCAAUCAUCUAAAGCUACAACAAAUGCAGGAAACGAAGUGUCUUGUUAGUUUUAAGUUCCAAUUAGAAAAGGGUAAAUGAAGAAGAUGCUUGAAAUGUAUAGUUUUGAUUUAGUAAGUGAUGCAUACGAAGACCUUGAUUUCGCAAUUCAUAUAUGAUUCAUUUGUUUUGCCAAACAGUCCUCUGGUUCGUUUUGUACAGCACUGCUACCGAUAAGUAGUCAAUUACUUCAACUCUAAACUUCUCUAGUCUUUUGGGUUCACCCAUCACAAAUUCACAAUGAAAUCUAUUCAUGCUUUUCCG
Arabidopsis thaliana (thale cress) is the source of this 2048-nucleotide messenger RNA. RefSeq names its product BSD domain-containing protein. The transcript is spliced from 6 exons. The coding region runs from base 9 to 650 and encodes 213 amino acids. The record is from RefSeq and is marked reviewed. Lineage: Eukaryota; Viridiplantae; Streptophyta; Magnoliopsida; Brassicales; Brassicaceae.